UGUGCUUUCAAAAACAUGAAACCUCUUCUUCUGUAUCUGGAGGAAAGAUUGAUUACUCCAAACUCACAUAAAUCGCCAACUGCAACUAGUCUAGACAGUGUGGUUCUAAUUGUAAUUGAUCAAGGAACAAACUGGUACUGUGACUAUCUUUAUCACGAUAAGAAAUCUAUGUUUACAGAGGUAGCUGACACCAAUGAUAGAAUUCAGACAACACCUGAACUAGUCCAUCUCAUUAGGGACAAUAAGUCUCUGGCAGCAGACGACAUCUAUGUCUCAGAGGAUGUUGCAUCUGGAGUAUACAUCAUUUCCUCAAGAGCACCCUCUAUUGCCAAUGAUUGUGAAGAUGAAAGCCCUAUUGGCAGUAGGAUGCCCCAUAGCUUGUGCAAUCCUGUGCCUUCUCAUAAGGAUUUAUCCAAUGAUAACUCAGCUGGUGACAGUGUGCUAUCCAUAGUUACAGACAGAGCCAAUGUUGGCAUACCUGUCGAAAACACAGAAAAUUCAAAAGAGGGCAGCACAGAGUACAAUGCAAAAUCAGAGGUAAAAUCAGCGGUAAAUGAACCUGAGAAAAAUUAUGGAAAACCUAAUAACAAAAUGAAUGUUGAUCUGAACAAGAAUGAAGAAAAUAAAGAAGAUCAUGUCGUUAAUGGUUCGGGUGAUACCGCUACAGUGAAAUCUACUAGGAAUGUAGCUGCAAAGCAUUCGGCAUCCACACGAAGUUUAGUGUCAGAAAAGACAAGUACACAAGCAACAUCCUUGGAAUUUGAUGUGACAAGUUACCGGGCUAAUAAGAAGGAAGAACCAAAGGUGAAUACAGUUGUGAAGGAGGAGCGUAAAAGUGCAAGUGUAAAUGAAGUUGAUGAUGACACCAAGGAAUUUCAGGAAGCUAUCGAUAAAAUUGUCAAAGAGACAGGGUUGCUUGAGAAGGACAAAAAAACUCAAAAGCAGAAAAAGACAAAGAAACAAAGACCUAAAAGUCCACCAUCAGUAAAAAGUGACCAAAAUGAACAAUUAGAUGAAAGGGAACGAUUCAUUGUCGGAAAACCAAAGGAACAAAAGAAGCCAGAAGAACCAAUUCCCAAAAAAACAAAAACAAAAAAAGUUGUCAAGAAAGAAAAGAAAAAAGUUGAGAAGAAGACAAAGAGCAAAAAGAAGAUGCCUUCUGAGCAAGACAAAAUUACGGAUGAGCCUGAAGAGAAAGAAAUUGCUUUAUCUGCAAAGGAGGUUGAAGAAGUAAAAGAAGCUACAAUAGAGGGACUAGAAAACGAAGAUGAUGCAUCCAAAAAGGUUGCUCCGUCAUCACCAGACGUAAUGUCAGUUGAUCGAUCUGUUUCUGAGAAAUCCUCUGAGACACCUGAAUCUCCCCAGUUCAUCAUCAUCCAUGACGAGUUUUCAGAUUCUGAAUCUGAUGAGCGGACAUCCAACUCUGAGGUGAAGUCUAUGACACCUCUUGACGACAGCUACUCCGAGGUCAUGUCCUCCGUCAUGUCUUCCGUAACUGAGGACUCGACAAGCCAAGGGCCACAGAGCAUAUCACGCAGUCAAGCCAAGCAAGCAAAACGUGCUGCAGAAGCCGAGCGAAGAAAACAAGAGGUAGAGCGGAAAAGAAAAGAACGCGACGAGGCUAAGAGGAAAUCCUUAGAAGAAGCAGAAAGACGUGAGCAAUUAAAGAGAGAGUUUGAGGAAGAAAGAAGGAGAAAAGAAGAAGAAAUAAGACAACGCAGAGAACGUGAAAUAGAGGAAAAGAGGAAGAAAGAAGAAGCUGCACUCGAAAAGAAGAGACAAGCAGAGCUAGCGCUGGAGAGAGAAAGAAAACAAAGAGAAGAGCGUCAGAGAAAAAUGAAUGAAAUGGCGAGGAAAAAGAGAGAGGAAGAACUCAGAAAGAAGGAGGAAGCAGAAAAGGAGAGAAAAGAAGAGGAAGAAAGAAGAAAAGCUGAAGAGGAGAUGUUAGCAGCAAUGGCAGAAGAAGAAAGAUUAGAAUAUGAAAAGAGAAAACAAGAGGAGGAACUGUUGCAAAAAGAGCUUGCUGAGAAGGAACGACUACGAAGAGAAGAAGAAGCAAGAAUAGCACAGGAGGAAGCUGAAAGAUUGAUGUUACUAAAGUUAAAAGAACAAAAGGAAUUAGAAGCUAGGUUACAAUUCAACAGAUUACUUCAGUCUGAAUCCAACAUUAUGGCUCACUCACAGGAGAUGACUCGAGCAUUUACCUUCUCUUACUACGAACUACUUGAAGCUCUGGGAAUCGACCCACCAGAAUGGUUGAAAAAAGAACUAGAGGAAUAUACUUAGGUGUCCAAAUCUUAAUAUUUUUCCAUGUUACCAACAGUUGAAGCACUGAAGUACAUAAAUGUAUGCUGCGCUUCUUAGGUUAAAAAAAAAAAAAAAUAUUUGAUUUGUUAGAUUGUGGUUAUGCAUUUGUGUCUAAAGCCUCAAUCGCACUGGAUUUAUUUCAGUAAAAGUAACCGUCUUGUCGGUAAGUUUGACCGAAAAAAUCCAGUGCGGAUAGUCCCGCUCGGUUAACUUGACUGUCGCCGCCGGUUAGUUUUCAGAAGUGAAAUUUACUCAGGAAUUCCUACCGAGCUACUUUGACCGGCCUGGAAAAUCCAAUGCGAACAGCCACAGGUCGGUUAAAAUUAACCGAAUCCCGAGCCUCAUUGUUAAUUGGGUGACCUUUAUCGCUCCGUGAAGCACUGGCGCAUGCAUAUAAUUAGUUGACCUGCUUCUUCUCAUUGCUUUGGUUUAUUGAUGUGUACAUUUCGAUUUUCGUGCAAAUUUUAUACUACUGUGCUGUAUUGAUCGUACUAAUAUCGUACUAUUCGACUAGUUGAUCACAAACCAUUAUUUUCUAAUGUGUUACUUUCCCUUAAAUAGUAAGUAUGGCAUGGAAGGACAUUUCUUGAUUUUUUAGGCCUCGCUAGGCCUGAAAUAUCGGAAGGAGAAAUUCUAGGCUCUCAUGAUGUUGGCGAUACAGAUCAAGGGAUCAGAAGGCUUUAGGUCAUGUCAGUACGGGUCAUGUUACGGGUCAAAAUGUACCGCCCUCAAUAGUUAAUUUUACACUACUCGGGAAAACUAACCGAGUUGAAAAGUCCAAGUGCGAUUGACGGUAACAUUUCCCCUAGAAAUGUUUACCGUGAUGACAGUUACAUAUUCCCAAAAUUUAAUCCAGUGCGAUUGAGGCUUAAGUGGGAAGAUGGAUUCUACAAACUCUGCUUUCUGUCCAUAUUGGUAAAGUGCCUAGAUUUGUAUAAGCAUAUUUUAUGUGAUCCAUAUUUGCCUGCUAUACCAAGCUGUUUAUGUGAUACAUUUGCUAUAUAAAUACUGUGUGUAUAUCGGUACUGAUGCUGUACUAUAUCGAUAAUGUGUGUAUAGAUUUCUAAUAGAUUUAUAUUUUAUAUGAUCCAUACUUGCUUCAUUCUAACUAUUUUCAUUAGCAAUAAGCUUUUAUUCUGUUUAUAAUGUACUGGUAAUGUAUAUGCACUGUAUUAAUACUGUGUUUACGUACUGUAGUGAUUUACAGUAUACAUAGUGUAUCUCUAAUGCUUGCAUACUGUUUUUAUGUGAUCCAUAUUGGCAUCAUUCCAACUAUUUUCACCAGCAAUAUGCAAUGCUGUUUAUACUGUACAGGUAUGCACUGUAUUAAUACUGUGUUUAUGUACUGUUGUGAUACUUUUACAGUAUACAUAAUGUAGCUGUAAUGUUUGCAUAGUGUUUGUAUGUGAUCCAUAUUGGCAUCAUUCCUACUAUUUUUACCAGCAAUAAGCAUUUAUGCUGUUUAUAAUGUACUUAUAUUUGCUGUAUGAAAACCAUGUGUAUAUAGUGAAGUGAUGAUGUAAUUUAUUACUACUGUGUCUAUAAAAUUUUGUAUAGAUAUAUAUUUUUAUGUCAUCCAUAUUUGCUUCAUUCCAACCAUUUUAUCAGCAAUCUGUUAUAAAUAUGGUAAUUGUAUUCAGAUAGUAAUAUUUUAAUAAUGUGUGUUACCUAAUUAGUAGAUCUAAAUUUUAUGAAAAUCAUGUACAUAAUUAAAAUAUUUCAGAUAAAUAUUUUGGGCUAAAAAUGUCUAAAGUAUGCAGUUGGUAUUCACCUUUAUAUGAUAAUUAAAAGAAGAUGAUUUUUAUAUUCUGCAGUUUUUACCAGCUACAAUCCUUCCAUUCCUCCUACACCAAAAAAAAAAAAAAAUAGAGAGAGUAAAAGAUAAAUAUCUUACAAUGAGCCAGAUUCUUUUAAGCAGGUGUAUAUACUGCAUUAAAAGUGUAGCUUAAUCACUAAAAUAGUCAAAAAUUUCAUAUAUAUCAGAUGUUUAAAUACAUUUGAUUUCAAAUCAUGUCUGAAAUUAAAACUUAUUAAAAGCUGUGUAAUGUG
Anneissia japonica is the source of this 4356-nucleotide messenger RNA. RefSeq names its product axoneme-associated protein mst101(2)-like. The transcript is spliced from 10 exons. The record is from RefSeq and is a predicted model, not a curated record. Bases 16 to 2286 code for a protein of 756 amino acids. Lineage: Eukaryota; Metazoa; Echinodermata; Crinoidea; Comatulida; Comatulidae.